UGCCAGUCUCUGCUCUGCUCGAUCGCGGCACGGACCGUGUCGACCCGCUGCAAUGUGAACGCCUAAUCCGUCUCACUGUCUACGACGACAGCCACUUUUGCCUGUGAAUUGCUUCGUUUAUUUUCUAAACAGAUCAGUUGACUAACUUUUUGAGUUCAGCAAUAUUCGUCGCGUUGGAUACACCUGAGCAUUCGUUCUGUGGCGACAUUGAUGGAGUUCCGCUUGGACAGCGCGGAGUACUGCCAGGCCCAACACAAAUAAACAGGAGGGCGUCUAGUGAAGGCAAGGUAGUGGGGUGUUCUACUGGACCCAUGCUGGCGCGCUUAGACCACGCAACCAAGCAUUACGCGAUAUCUACUCACCCAAAGUUACCUUAAAUUCAGACCCUUAAGAAGCAUAUCAUCAAGUUGCCGGCUUAUGUUCGCAGUAUCAUUUUAAUUUGGUAACCCAAUUCCGAUCCUUGGUUUAUUUGUCUUCGGAUGUGCUCAAGUGUUUGAAAGCGACCUCCAUGUGGGUGGUCCUCAUUAUAUAAUUGGACCCUUUCUAAAAAAAAGUCACGAAACUGAAGUGUGUUGUGUGGAAAUAGAGUGACAAUUUGUCUGUAAGACUUUGACGGGUCGCGUGGUUUACGAGAACACCUGAGUGAGAGGCAGUUGUGUUAAUCCCAGCGAAGGAGCAGCCGCCACCAUGAAGCAGAAGGAUAUCAGACCGGCGCCAUCGCUCAUCGAGUACAAGAGCAUGCGCUUCCUCAUUACCGACCGUCCAUCUGAUGUUACCAUCCAGUCGUAUUUGCAGGAACUGAGGAAGCAUAACGUUUGCACGGUGGUGCGCGUGUGCGAGCCGAGUUACGACACGGCACCGCUGAAAGCCGAGGGCAUCGAAGUGAGGGAUCUCGCUUACGAUGAUGGCACCUUCCCUCCGGCUAAUGUUGUGGACGAUUGGUUCGAGAUUUUGCGUGAUAAGGCUCAGAACAAGCCAGAAGCGGCCGUGGCAGUUCACUGCGUGGCAGGACUUGGCCGUGCUCCGGUGAUGGUUGCUAUCGCGCUCAUCGAGCUUGGAAUGAAGUACGAAGAAGCUGUUGAGAGCAUCAGAGACCAACGUCGCGGCGCAAUAAACGCGAAGCAACUCUCGUACUUGGAGAAGUACCGGCCCAAGUCGCGCCUGAAGAAGAACGGCCACAAGAACUCGUGCUGCGUGCAGUGAACGAGACAGGUUUAGCUCUGCUUUCACACACACACUCGACACACGGGAGCUUAGACAUAUAUAUUUAGGCCCUUAUACACUACCCCUUUUAAUAGUCAUAAGUCCACUUUUCGACUAGGGAUAGUGUGUAAUCGCCUACAUGUGACGUUGACAAUUUAUUUUCAAUAUUUUUUUAUUUCCGAGGGUCGUAAGGAAUCCACUAACAGCUUAACAUUCCCGUUCAGUUUCAGACCGGAUUCUUUUGCGGCUCAGUUCCUCCGAAACCGUCUCAUAAUUUUGCUACGAAAUUUAGUACUUUUUCUAUGUAACUUGCUGAUCGUGUUGCUCUCAUGGUUAUCGCGUAUGGGCAGGGCCCGAUUUUCCAACAUUUAAAAAAUGAAUUUUGAAUAAAAUACAAACUGGAUCAUUUUUUGCGAUAACCUUGUUUCAAUACGACCUGUCCUAACUUAAAGCCAAGUCGGUCGCUGAGCCAGUGGUUACAAACGCGUCUUGGAUUCUGAGUCCAAACAAACCACUAUUUGUGUUCAAACUACUCAGGUACAUAAUUACAAAUUCCAUAAUAAACAGUCGAAAAAAAAUACUUAUUUUUACUUAAUUUUAUUUCGAUUUUAUUGUGUGUAAAUCGUUUCCUAUAUUUCUUAGUUAAUAAAUUAUGACAUAAUAGUGUUUGACAAGGA
Pieris brassicae (large cabbage white) is the source of this 1880-nucleotide messenger RNA. It is a transcript of the gene PRL-1, whose product is annotated as PRL-1 phosphatase. The transcript is spliced from 6 exons. Bases 688 to 1203 code for a protein of 171 amino acids. The record is from RefSeq and is a predicted model, not a curated record. Gene Ontology annotation, biological process: protein dephosphorylation. Lineage: Eukaryota; Metazoa; Arthropoda; Insecta; Lepidoptera; Pieridae. Gene Ontology annotation, molecular function: protein tyrosine phosphatase activity. Gene Ontology annotation, cellular component: nucleus.